UUCCCGGAGUCUACGACGCUUUAUCUGCGGCUAUCGUGCAGCAGACCGGUUUCUCCGCCGCUUUGAUCUCCGGUUACGCUCUCUCCGCCGUGACUUUGGGAAAACCCGAUUUCGGUUUGAUAACACCCCCGGAGAUGGCAGCAACGGCGAGAGCAGUUUGUGCUGCUGCUCCAAAGAUUCCAAUCUUUGCGGAUGGAGAUACUGGUGGAGGAAAUGCUCUCAAUGUUCAAAGAACCAUCAAGGACUUAAUCGCUGCUGGUGCUGCUGGUUGCUUCCUUGAGGACCAGGCAUGGCCAAAGAGGUGUGGACAUAUGCGUGGCAAGGAGGUCAUACCUGCGGAGGAGCACGCUGCUAAAAUAGCAUCAGCAAGAGACGCUAUUGGAGAUUCUGACUUUUUCCUCAUUGCAAGGACUGAUGCGCGUGCCCUUUCCGCUAAAACAGGACUUUCAGAUGCCAUUGACCGUGCUAAUCUCUACAUGCAGGCUGGAGCUGAUGCUUCCUUUGUUGAGGCACCAAGGGAUGACGAUGAGCUUAAGGAAAUUGGAAAGCGCACAAAAGGUUACAGAGUGUGUAACAUGCUUGAAGGUGGACGCACGCCAUUGCAUACACCUGAUGAGCUUAAAGAAAUGGGAUUUCAUCUGAUUGCUCACCCACUUACCUCGCUCUAUGCAUCGACUAGAGCUCUUGUCGAUGUUCUCAAGAUUCUCAAGGAAAAGGGAACCACCAAAGAUCACUUAGAAAAGAUGAUUACUUUCGAGGAGUUUAACCGCUUGGUGGACUUGGAUUCAUGGUAUGAGCUCGAAACCAAGUACUCAAACCUCAGGAACGCUCUUGGCGAAACAAAGUAGUGAGAUUCUGACAAACUCUGGCCACAAUGGAAAUAGCUCUUGGACAAUGUCAUCUUCUUUUUCAUUUACAAAUGAAGCUGUUUGUAUCAUAUCACAUCAAUAACACUGCGUUUUGGGUUAGCAUUUUCAAUGCACGCUUCUCUGGUUUGAUGUC
Molecule: messenger RNA, 1002 nt
Organism: Camelina sativa (false flax)
Lineage: Eukaryota; Viridiplantae; Streptophyta; Magnoliopsida; Brassicales; Brassicaceae
Product: carboxyvinyl-carboxyphosphonate phosphorylmutase, chloroplastic
Molecular function (GO): catalytic activity
Source: RefSeq, a predicted model, not a curated record